AUGGCAGAAGAAACCGCUCCAGAAGUCGUUGAUAGCAACAGCGCCGCCGCCUCCGCCGUCGAUACCGACAACACCGUUGCAACCACCGAGAACACCGGCGCUGCCGCCGUCGAUAUGGAGGUUGAAAACGCCGUUGAUUCCAAGGAUAAACGACCGAGGGAAGAAGAGGAGUCCAAAGAAGAUGAUGUCGAUCCGAAGAAGGCUAAAGUAGACGAGGAAAAGUCAGUCGAGGAAGAGCGGUUGGAGAAGUUAGAGAAAAAAGAAGACGAUGAAGAAAAGGAAGUCUCCGAAGCUGUGAAAUUGGGACCCAAGACCUUUGGUUCUUCCGUGGAAAUGUUUCAUUACUUCCACAAAUUUCUUAAUGCUUGGCCUCAUAAUCUCAAUGUUAACAAGUACGAGCACACGAUGCUGCUGGAAUUGCUCAAGAAUGGUCAUGCAGAAUCUGAAAGAAAGAUUGGCCCAGGGGUUUGUGCUUUCCAAGUUCGCGAACACCCUAGCUUUAAAAGUAGGUGCUAUUUCCUCAUCAGGGAUGAUGACACAGCUGAUGAUUUCAGCUUCCGGAAGUGUGUGGAUCACAUAAGUCCCUUGCCAGAAGGGAUGCAAUUGAAAUCUGAGGGGAACAAGAGGUCUGGUGGUGGUGGAGGAAAUCAUCAUGGAGGAAAUGGUGGCAGAGGAAGGGGUGGAAGAGGAGGUGGCCGCGGUGGUCGUGGAAGAGGAGGAAGGGGGAGAUAUUGA
Lathyrus sativus (Indian pea) is the source of this 735-nucleotide messenger RNA. The record is from the annotation of a GenBank genome assembly. NCBI's taxonomy places the organism in Eukaryota, Viridiplantae, Streptophyta, Magnoliopsida, Fabales, Fabaceae.